UGUACAUCGAGACUUGAGUCGAGGAUAUCAAUAAAAAGGCGAAGCCCAAAUGUCUUGUCAGUCGCGGGAAAUCAUUUGAUAACUUGUGUUGGGGUUGGUAUCUUGGUGAUCAGUUAACAGUUAUCUAGCAUCAUGUCAGCCAAGAACGAAGGAGCUGCAGCAGGGGCAGAUGACAAAGAAGGUGACCAAAGUGAAUCAGUCGAUUCACAAGUGGAGAGUUUGAGAAACUUCCUGGGAAGAUUCCACUUGAGUGCAGGCAGUAGUGGUCAAGAAGAAAAGCCCAAACCAGAACAGCUACUCAAGGAACUGACUCUCGAAGGCAUUGCAGACUUCAUUAAAGAAGGAAAAUGUAAAAAAGUAAUCGUCAUGAGUGGAGCUGGAAUAUCAACAUCUGCAGGAAUUCCAGACUUCAGAACUCCUGGAACCGGUCUCUAUGAUAACCUUCAAAAAUACAACUUACCAAAUCCACAAGCCAUCUUUGAGAUUGGUUUCUUCAAGGAAAAUCCAGAACCUUUUUUUACCCUAAGUAAAGAGUUGUUUCCAGGAGCAUUCUACCCAACACCGAGUCACUUCUUCAUCCAUUUGCUACAUGAAAAGGGAAUCUUACUACGACACUACACACAGAAUAUUGAUGGCCUAGAUCGAAUGGCAGGUGUCCCUGAUGAGCUGAUCAUGGAGGCCCAUGGAUCCUUUCAUACAGGUCACUGCUUAAACUGCAAUGAGAUGUACACAGAAGAGUCAAUGAGAGAGAAGAUUAUGGCUGAUCUGAUUCCAAGAUGUGCAAAAUGUAAUGAGACAGGAGUUGUCAAACCAGAUGUGGUAUUCUUUGGUGAAUCUCUUCCUCCUCGCUUUCCCACUUUGGUGUCUGAGGACUUUCCACAAUGUGAUCUCCUUAUUGUGAUGGGUACUUCACUUGUUGUCCAGCCAUUUGCAUCCUUGAUUGACAAAGUGCCAGAGAUGACUCCUAGAUUGUUGAUCAACAUGGAGAAAUCAGGAAAGGCUGACCCUAUGAUGAUGAUGUUUGGUUUUCCAUCGGGCAUGGACUUUGACUCAGAUGACAAGUAUAGGGAUGUAGCCUACAUUGGCCCAUGCGAUGAAGGUUGUGAGAAACUUGCUGGAUUUGUUGGUUGGAAGAAGGAAAUGACAGUUCUUGUUAAUGAGGGUGAGGCCAAAAAAAAGAAGAAAGGCGAAACAGAAUCGCCCACAAAAGACGAGACUGCCAAAACUCCUACAUCAGCAACAAAGGACCAGAAACCCAAAACAUCUGCAUCUCCUGGAAAGAAAUCUUCUGCAUCACCAACCAAGGACAAGAAACCCAGCUCCAAAAAGGAUUAAUGAUCAAGAGAAACAAAAGUUUAGGAGAAACAAUAGCUUCGGAUGCUUCCUUGUGAGAAAUAGGGUAGAGCUAGCUUUGAUCCUGGGACAGGACUAGCAAUGGUAAGUAGAACCUCGUAAAGGGAUCCGGUAACUUUGUCUCAGAUUCUGAAACAAAAUCCUUAAAUCUUUGGUCGGCUUUAAACUGAAGUUUUUUUGUUUUUAUAAUUUUUUAGGAAAAUACUGUUAAUGAAUAUAAAAAUAUGUAUUAGAGCAUUCAAAACUAAUAGAGGGAAAAAAAGCAAAUAAAGAAGAAAAUCGACUGACCGACCAUGGUGCUGGCACCAAAAGGGCAAUACAACAUCUUUUUUUAGGCCUUAUUGUUAUCGUUGUCAUUGAUAUGUUACCGGACCUUAAAAGGAUGCUAUUUUUCUGCUCCUGAAUAGGCCAUGCUUGUUCUUGGAACUAGAUGGUGAUUGUUUUAGAAAAUGAGAGAUUUAUCUAAAGCAAUUAAAAGAAACUGUGCAUGUAUAAUCCAAGUUGCAGUUUGACUACUGACAGACUUCUUGAACUUUGUUUUAUUGAUCAUGAUCAGCUAGGAAAUUACUGCUGUUGAAAGACAUAUCAGUACUUUGACUGACUCGGUCGAUCUAAGGUUUGUGUGUCAGAAUUAUGAGUGGGAAAAGGCAGUAAGACUUAUAUGCUUUCAACCUUCAUUAUUUUUACAUAUCAGAGUUUUCAUUUUGAAAGAUUAGGUAUACCAAGCAUGAGUUCCAUAUUCUUCAUGUGCUCAAUGUAUUUUAUAGUGCUAAAAAGACUGAUCUUUUAAAUUAUAUUUAGUGUAAUCAAGCCUGAAAAUAAGGUUUGAAAUGAGAAUCUUUCAGAUGAUGGCUCAAUUUCAGAAUGAUAUUCAUUAAAUAAACAUUAACAUGAAUUAUCAAUUAUAUCAGUAAUGUUGGUGAAAAGUAUAAAACAGAAGUCUUGUCAUAUGUAGUAAAACAAGGCUUAUGUGGAUUCCCUCUCUUCAAAUAAGCAAUGACACUAUGGAUACUAAAUGCCACCAUAAAAUAUAACAUUUGUUGUCUUCCCUAUUCAAACAAAAUGAAAUGCCUCUGAAGUCAUGUCUACCAUGAUUUUAGGGAGGGGUAGGAGAUAUCCUUGUUGCCUUAGUCAAGAUUCUGAGAAGGGUUCAUGAUUUUGGUAUUACUUAUUGAGAUAUUUUUGUGUGUAUUGAAUCCCUUUUAUAAAGUUAAUAUUGAUCAUUUGUAUUUUGUAUACAAAAUCUUAUAUCUUUUCUUUUAAAUUUAUAUCUAAAAGAACAUUGUCUAUCAUUUCUAUGACUGGUGAUGUCGAUAGGUCAAGCACUUUGUUGUUUUUACUAAGUCCUCUACAAUUACAUUUUUAAAGAUGAAAUGUUACCCAGUAAAUUUUUAUGACACAAUAUAUCUCUUCACUGAACUAAAGAGCUGUCUAUACAAAAUUUAAAAGUGUACAUUUUGAAAUGUUGUGCUAUAUACUUUUGCAUUAGAAAAAGUAACAAAGUAUUUAAACGGAAAGGACUUCUUUUAUAAUGUAUGAUGUUUUGAAUUUAUAGAUGAAUUGGAUAAAAUAUUUCUAUAUACCGGUACAUGUGUAUUAUUAAAUUGCAGUGUUGUUUUUUUUUGUCGUUUGUUGAUGUAUCGUUUUUUGGAAAUAUAAGUAAUAGUGGUUCUCUAUCAAUUGAUAGUACAUCACAAUCGGAAUGUGAUAAAGUUGUUCAUAUUUUAAAAACUAAUCUAUAGAAUUAUUUUAUGAUACAGUUUAUGUUCAGGACUAAAAGUGCAAUUUAUUCAGUACAAAGACAAAGUUAAGGUUUUAGUAACCGUUCUAUUGAUGGUGGCUGUCGAAUUUGCUUGUAUCAACGAAAGAUUUCUAUCACAUUAAUUAGUUGAUAUCUUUCACUACUCACUUUUUUUUUUUUUUAAUGUCUUCAUAUAUUAGUUCUGUGUACUUGUUGUUGCUAUGACAGGCAAGCCUCUCUGAAGGUUAUUGGUGUCAAGUGCAAUCUCUGUACAAAUUGUAUUCUUCAUCACGGAGUACAUGUAGGUUAGAUGGUUUUGUGAAAUUUCAUUAACAGUUUUAAAACAUUAUUUUAUUGUUUUCUUUUAGAUUUUUUAAAUUAUUGAUAUAAAAAAUGCCAAAGUGACAAUGUUCCUGAUUUUCUAUUUACAUGUAGUUAGAAAACAUAUAUUAUAAAGAUCAAUUGUAUUGCUUACAUUAGUGUUUUAUUUGAAUAACAAUGUAACUCAUAUAUUGCUUUUGUAAACAUGUCAGGGUAUUAAAUGUUGUUAUUCAUUGUUUUCUUCAUAUUUAUCUCUUCUCUCAUACUCUAUGAACUUGUAAGUUUUGAUUAUAAUUAUAUGUAAUUAUUUCUAUAUAUGUCUUUAUUUCUAUUGUCUUCUACAUUUGUAAAGCGCAUUGGUAUUACCUUCGGUAAUUAAAUGCACUAUAUAAGAGCUAACUAUUAUUAUUAUUUUUAUUAAGUCUUUAGCAUUUUUAAGUCUUUUACUUCCUUGGCAAUAUUUAACAUAAAUUUUCUUCAUGAUUGAGACUCAAGAUAUAAUCAUCAGGUACUUACAAUAGUAAGCCAGGGACAUGGUAUGUCUUAUGUUCCAGAAAGGAAAGGUGAAUAUGACAGUAAAUCAGGAAUAAGAAUCGAUUUAAUCAAAUACAAUUACUAACAUUUCCUGAAUACAAGGAGAGUAUAGAUUUCCUCUUUGACACUCAGUAAGAUUUUUUUUUAAAGUUGGUAUGUCUUAUGUUUGUGAAGGAAAGGUGUAUAAGAUAGUUCAUAACAAAUAUAGAAAUAAAAGAAAUAUGAACACUUCCUAAUCCUUUGAACAUUAAAGUUUUCAAUUUUUAUUUUAAAUCAAAUAGUUGAUAUUCAUUAAGCUUCAGGAAUGAAAGGUAUUCAGCAAAGUAAACAUUGUAAGGAAAUGUAUUAAAUGCAGUCUUAGAUGAUUUCAAAUGUAGUUGGUAUGUAGCAGUGAGGAAAGUCAAUUGAUUAAUGAAAUGCAGGUGGAAACUUCAAAAGUAAAACUGAUGCAUUUGCUUGUUUACUGCUUUCCCAAGUGAUAUUGGGAUCAUGGUGGUAUAAUCAUAUUUUUUUUUUUACGUUUUAUUUCUUAUUUUUAUAAGCAGAACUUAAGUUUCCUUUUAUUUAUAUUGGCUAUUGUAAAAGUAAGGGUGUUCAACUUUUCAGUGAUAAGUCGAAUCUGGAUUAGUCUGGACUGAGCUGUGUUUCAUGAUGUUUGUUUUCUCAGUAUGUGAAACAUGUAAUACAUGUAUCGAUAUUUUUGUAACACUGUUAAAUGUUUAUGGAAUUAAUGUAAACAUAUAUGGAAUAAAGCUUUAUAUAUUAUUACAAAGAAA
Messenger RNA from Strongylocentrotus purpuratus (purple sea urchin), 4725 nucleotides. RefSeq names its product NAD-dependent protein deacetylase sirtuin-2 (gene sirt2). Lineage: Eukaryota; Metazoa; Echinodermata; Echinoidea; Camarodonta; Strongylocentrotidae. The transcript is spliced from 14 exons. The coding region runs from base 133 to 1335 and encodes 400 amino acids. Gene Ontology annotation, molecular function: histone deacetylase activity, NAD-dependent; NAD+ binding. The record is from RefSeq and is a predicted model, not a curated record.